GCGGGUAAGACACACGGCUGGGCAAAGCUCAGUCUGACUCUGCAGUUUCCCAACGCAGCAGGAGUAGCAGCUGAUCUUUCUGCCUCAGCAAUGGCAGAAGCUGUCAUAAGACAUUGGGUGGAAACUCCUGUACGCUACCAGGAGCAGUUUGUUGACCAAGAGCUGGAAGCACACAGACUGAACCACCUUUUAUAUGCUUUGCCGGGCCCUGCCACCGCUGCACAGAGCGACCCAAGGUGUGCCACAGAAAGCACGGCUGGGGCCAGGAAGAGCGGCCAGGAGGAGGAAAACACACACUUUCGGGUCUUGCUGGAUGUUGUGCAGUUCCGCCCCGAAGAUAUCAUUAUCCAGACUUUCGAAGGCUGGCUCCUGAUUAAAGCUCAGCACGGGCCCAGGAUGGACGAACAUGGUUUCAUAUCCAGAAGCUUCACCAGACAAUACAAAUUACCUGAUGGAGUGGAGAACAAAGACUUGUCUGCACUUUUCUGCCAUGAUGGCAUUUUGGUUGUUGAAAUGAAGAACUCAGUGGAAAAGAAUUAGAACCAUGUCUAUAGUUAUCGGUGAGAUAAAAUCAUUCUUAAUGUAACAAAAUUAUAUCAAUCAUGCAAUGAUGUAGGGUGUAGUAAGCAUGUAGCUGUAUUUAUUAAAGGAAAUUAUUUGUAUAUAUUUUUUGUAUGCUGAGUUUACUGUUUGAUGUGAACUGUUAUACUGCUUGCCUCCAGCUACUUAUAGGUUGAAAACACAGGCUGUUCAAACAGUAGCAAACUAAGGCUAGUCUCAGCAGGAGAAAAGAAAAAAAUCUAUUUGAUAACAUAUUGAAAAUGGAGCACAGUUUUGAUUUAAUUAGCAGGAAUUGUAUUUCUAAGCAAUAAGCAUUUGUCAUACAUAGUCAUAAAUAUUAAAGAAGGAAUGGACAAGUUGUGAAUCUUAUGGAAAUUUAUGUACCAAAAAAUCUGUUUUCUAAGUUUUGAGAUUAAAUUCUUCUCUCUGGAAAAGCACAUGAACUGAAAUAUACCAUGAAGAGAAAAAUCCCAAUUUCCACAGUUCAAGAUUCUAUACCAAAAAACUCUCAAGAGAUUACUUUUUAGAAGUGUGUUGCAUGUUUCAAACUAUGAGAAAAAAUAAUUUAUUUGCUUGACUUUACUUGCUUGAAAACACAAUAAAUAGAAAUUGUACUUUCUGUCAAAUUAAUUUGAAAGAAAACCUUUAAAGACAUUUUAGAAAAUUGGUUUUGUUUAAUAUAAUAACUGAAGAAAAAAAAAUUGCUUACAAAAGCACCAAAUUCUUCUUUGUGAAACCUCAGUAAUAAAAACACAUUGCUCUUGCACAAAUGCCUUUUUUUCUUAUACAUUUUAAGUAAUCUUGUUAUUUAAUCUGAUGAGUAUUUAAUUGUCCAUGUUCCUGGACAGUUUAGGCUGAAAUCCCACAACUUUGUCUUCAAGAAAAAAUCUGUCUGCCAAUGGUAAUCCCCCUCUCCCC
Passer domesticus (house sparrow) is the source of this 1479-nucleotide messenger RNA. It is a transcript of the gene HSPB3, whose product is annotated as heat shock protein family B (small) member 3. Gene Ontology annotation, cellular component: cytoplasm; nuclear speck. Bases 91 to 540 code for a protein of 149 amino acids. Lineage: Eukaryota; Metazoa; Chordata; Aves; Passeriformes; Passeridae. The transcript has a single exon. The record is from RefSeq and is a predicted model, not a curated record.